Messenger RNA from Pteropus alecto (black flying fox), 2298 nucleotides. It is a transcript of the gene DYRK4, whose product is annotated as dual specificity tyrosine phosphorylation regulated kinase 4. Gene Ontology annotation, molecular function: ATP binding; protein serine/threonine/tyrosine kinase activity; protein serine/threonine kinase activity. Bases 79 to 1953 code for a protein of 624 amino acids. Gene Ontology annotation, cellular component: nucleus. Lineage: Eukaryota; Metazoa; Chordata; Mammalia; Chiroptera; Pteropodidae. Gene Ontology annotation, biological process: peptidyl-threonine phosphorylation; peptidyl-serine phosphorylation. The transcript has 15 exons. The record is from RefSeq and is a predicted model, not a curated record.
ACAACAGAGGAAAAUUUUGGAAGGCAGUGAUGGCGAUAGUGCUAAUGAUUCUGAACCAGACUUUGCAACGGGACUAAAAUGGAUGCUAAAAAGCCAAGGAAAUGCAGUUUGACAUCCUUCCCAAAUUUGAAAACAAGAAAGAAAGAAAAUCUCGCCUUUGUGAAGGUUGAGAGUAAGCCUUUGGUUCAAGCUGAGAAGCCCUCUUCCAAGAUCAAGAAUGUCAGAAUGACUCAAUUAUUGCCUAAGAGUACAAACACUGGCAUCACUUCCCUCCCUUUUGUGGAUACCAAGGGAAAGAAAAAUGUGAUUAACUUCCCAUGCAUCAGCAACAAAAUCCUGCUAAAGCCACCUCUAAUGUAUCAGGAGAAUCAAACUCACAAUCAGAUGUCAGCCUCUGAGCUCCAGGCUUCAGAAAAGCCUUUACCUUCAAGCAUUAACACCCAAGAUCCUACACCUGAGAAGGAACCACCAAGGAAACACAAGGUGCCUCUGACAGCAUCAGAGGCCCUAAAGUUUUUUAGGAACAAGUUGUCUUCUUAUGAGCAAAGUGAAAUCCUGGGCUACACAGAGCUGUGGUUCCUGGGACUUGAAGCUGAGAAGCUCCACGUGGCUCCUGAAAAAUUCACCAGGACAAGUUUUGAUGAUGAACAUGGCUCCUAUAUGAAGGUUCUGCAUGACCAUGUUGCCUAUCGCUAUGAGGUUCUGGAGAUGAUCGGGAAAGGGUCCUUUGGACAGGUGGCCAAGUGCUUGGACCACAAAAACAAUGAAUUGGUGGCCUUGAAAAUCAUCAGGAACAAGAAGAGAUUUCACCACCAGGCCUUGGUGGAGCUGAAGAUCUUGGAAGCUCUCAGAAGGAAGGACAAAGACAACACCUACAAUGUGGUGCACAUGAAGGACUUUUUCUACUUCCGCAAUCACCUCUGCAUCACCUUUGAACUCCUGGGAAUCAACUUGUAUGAGUUAAUGAAGAAUAAUAGCUUUCAAGGCUUCAGUCUGUCAAUAGUUCGACGCUUUACUCUCUCCGUUUUGAAGUGUUUGCAAAUGCUUUAUGUAGAGAAAAUUAUUCACUGUGACCUCAAGCCUGAGAAUAUAGUGUUAUACCAGAAGGGCCAAGUCUCUGUUAAAGUUAUUGACUUUGGAUCAAGCUGUUACCAACAUGAGAAAGUAUAUACCUACAUCCAAAGCCGAUUCUACCGAUCCCCAGAGGUGAUUCUGGGCCAUCCCUACAACAUGGCCAUUGACAUGUGGAGCCUGGGCUGCAUCAUGGCUGAGCUGUACACCGGCUACCCUCUGUUCCCUGGGGAGAAUGAAGUGGAGCAGCUGGCCUGCAUCAUGGAGGUACUGGGUCUGCCACCAAACCACUUCAUUCAGACUGCGUCCAGGAGACAGACGUUCUUUGAUUCCAAAGGUUUUCCUAAAAAUAUAACCAACAACAGGGGGAAAAAAAGAUACCCGGAUUCCAAGGAUCUCACGAUGGUGCUGAAAACCUACGACUCUAGCUUCCUGGACUUUCUCAGAAGGUGUUUGGUAUGGGAACCUUCUCUUCGCAUGACCCCUGACCAAGCCCUCAAGCAUGCUUGGAUUCAUGAGGCACGGAAUCUCAAACCACAGCCCAGGUUCCAGGCCCUGAAGAAACCCAAUCUCUGUUUCUCCUCUGAGACAAGAAAGGACAAGGUUCAAGGGCAUCAUCACUCGGGUAAAAAAGCAAAUGUGGUCAACAAAGAAGAGACUACAGACAAAAUAAAAGAUGACACCACAAAGCAAGUUCAGAAUUCAGGCGAUCAGCAGGACUCUCUCCAGCACACAGCUGAAGUUGUCCAGCUGCCUUAUCUAGCUGAAGCUUCCAGAAAACCAGAGGCAGUUGUCAGGCCAGAAGAGUCCAAGACCUCUACAGGGCAACAAAGCAAAAACUCCUCCCCCAAGAACCUAAAUCUUUUACCACCUAUUGUAUGAACUCUGCUGAGGGUUUGUCCUGUUCCUGUUCACCAAUGAUUUGUAUUAGAGACCGCACUUAUACUGUACAAUACUUUAGAUUGUUGUUUUUAAUGCAUAAAAGUUUGUUUAAAAAAAAAAAACUCUACUCACAUGGCCAGUUGGCAUGAUUCCUAAUAUGAGGAAUGGGAGAGGAUGUCCUUGCAUCUACAUUCCCUCCUUAUGCCCUCAACCGGAUAAAAUAAUGGGUGUGUGUGCGUGCACGCACACGUGUGUGUGUGUGUGGGGGGGGGAGUGUCGUUAAAUAUUCAUUGUUAUAUAAUCACUACUCGAAUUCUAAAUAAAAGAAACUUCUCUUUUGCCCAA